AUGUGUCGUUUAUUAUUUAUAUUAAUAUUCCAUUGUACGAUAUGGAUGUGGAUCACCGCCUUUGCAGUGCAUUUCCAGGAAAGUUAUCCCAGUUACCGACUGAGUUCGGACUUGGAUGCGGAAUCGAUGCGACUCCACAAACGUGAUAUGCAGCAAUUCUUCGACAAAGCCAGCUACAGCUUCAAUGGUCUCGUGCGCAUUGCCUCGGUGCCGGUGCCCUUUCCCCUGGACAUUUGCAUGCUGCAGCUGCCCACGGUCAAGUAUGCGACAGCGUUGCACAAAGAUGCGACGGGUGAGCGACAUUUUGCCGUUUAUGUGUGGCGUGAGGCUGAGAAGGAUUACGCACUGCUGCAUCAGCAGGCGGCACCAAAGGCUGUGGCAUUGGACUGCCUUAGCUAUGCCGGUCUGGGCUAUGUGGCACUCAGCUACAAUCACACCGAGCCCGUGGAUCAGGCCAGUGAUGGGUCCCCCAUCUAUGAGUUGUCGCCGGAGAGAAGCAUGCGAACAGUUCAAUACUUUGCUGAGUUGCGAUUGCGUGGCAUGUACCUGAGGAUUAGCAGCCAGGAGUUGACACUGCUGCAGGCUUAUGAAGCUGACAGCAGCAGCAAGAGGCAGCAGCGUUGCCCCUACUUCAAGUGGAACGGCGGCACAUUCCGACGCCUUGGCUCCAUUCCCUGCAACAAUGCCCGACGCCUGGAAGCAUUUGGGAUUGACUUUGCCGACUUUGUGGCGGUGGCCAACUAUGCGAACGCCAAUGGACGCACCUCGACAUACUCGGAAAUCUACAAGUACGAUGUUAGUGCACGACGAUUUGAACUCUUUCAACGACUGCGCUCCAAUGGCGCCGUCGAUGUCAAGUACUUUAGCCUCCCGGUGAACGAAGUGAGUCGACGACACUUUUUAAUACUUGGCAAUACGGUGGCAGGUGGUGGUAAUGGAAUUGGCCGGGCCAAAAGUGGAACACCUGAGGAAGCGGACACUGUGAUCUAUGUCUAUGACAAAGGACAAUUUGUGCCCUAUCAGCGCUUGAGUUUCUAUGCUUUGGAACGCUUCCUACCCGUCACGCAUGUAAUUUCAGAGAAAUUUCUGCUUUUGGUGGCCUGCAAUAAGCAGGAUGUGAAAAUCUAUAACCUUAAUGAUUGGAAAUUCGAAGAGUCAACGGUGCAGUUUACCGAGGGCGCCUUAAGUCGAGGCGUGGCACGCAUGCGCAGCUAUGUGGAGAAUGAGCAAAGUUACCUGGUUAUUGCCAAUGAAAAUAUGGUCGCCAACGAAACAAACAUAUUUCAGCCACUCUACAAGCAGGACGAACAUGCCAAUGUCCUGCGACAGGAAAUCAUCGACUGGGCCCGCCAGCAAACAAAGCGAUUGGAGAACAUGAAUGUGGAUCGAUUAUUUAAAGCUUUGCAGAAAAAGCUCAAGGAUCGAAAUCAGAAAGUGCGAGAUAUGCAUGUGAAACGUGUGAACACCAAAACUUUCGUAGAUGUAGAACAGCACCUUUCAACAAACUAUUGGGAUGCCUUGCGCUAUGCAAAACGGGCUCUAGAUCUACUAGAUCAGCAUGCAGCUGAGGCUCAACAUCAACCAGUAAAGCGAUCUGUCAAAUCGCAGCAGAAGACGGAACACAAAUUCGACGAGAUAACAGUGGGCACUCUGUUGGUGCACGAGAAGUUGCAAGCAAAACGCAUUAAUGGAGUCGACCCAAAAAAUCCCACAUAUGAGCUAGUUAAAGCGGACAAUGUUUACGUUAGUGAGAACUUAAAGGAAGUGACCGGAGAGGAACAGCAACGUCCUGUCAUAGGAGAGCUGAACUUGCAGGAACUCCAAAUUGAUGGCAGCCUCAAUAGCCUCAACUGGACGCAGAUGUUACAACAAACGCUUAAGCGUCGGGGCAGUGAAGUGCAGUUCAUAAAAGCUAACGUGGACAUUAGCAACCUAAAGGCGGAGGCGAUUAUGGUCAAUAGCAAUGAGAUUAAUGAUCGUCCAGUCAGUCAGCUGAUAUCCAUCGAUGGGGGUGAUUAUAUUGUGCAACAAGAUGUACAAUUCGCUCAGCCCAUUGAAGUGAACAAGCUGCAGAUCAAUCAGCGUCUGAAUCAAAUACAUGUGAACAAGCAAAGCUUUGAUGUACUGCUCCAUGAAGCGAAUCAUACGCAGAUUAUUGAGGGUGCCAAACAAUUCGAGAAUAUCCAAGUACUGGAGCUCAUCACCAUUGCGGGUCAAUUACUUGGAGCUGAGCUGCGUGCCAUGUCGCCCAUGAAAGUAACACAUCAGACAGUUCAGCUGCAGGGUGACUUUGUAAUCAAUGCAGAUGUGACCAUUGGGCAGCUGCUUAAAGUGCAGGAUUUACUCGUGGCAUCGAACAGCGUGCGUCCAUCCACAGCCAUGACAUUGGAGCAGGCGUUGCGAGUUGACCAACAACUGGAUGAUAUUAAUCUGCGUUUCGAGAAACAGUUAAAUGCCAAUGAUACGCAACUAAGCUUUAUCAAUGCGCUGGACUUGCAACAGCUAGUGCAGCUGAAUGUGGAUGAAGUGCAAGUAGUCGAGGGUGCCAAGCUAUGGCCACAGGGUUUAACAAUACUGAAAGGCUUUGCCGAGGUUAACAUAUUGAAUGGCAUUGCUGUGGAUCAGCUGUCGCAGCAGCUGCUGCUCAAGAGUAGCAAUCAGAGCCUCAAAUUUCCUAUGCAACUUUCUAGCAUAGACGUGCCUCAGCUAAUUGCCACAGAACUACAGUUGAAUCAAUUGAAAUUUGACGAUUACAUGCGACGCACUGGCGACCAGCACAUCAAUAGCAACUUGUAUGUGAAUGAACUACACGCUGACCAGGUGAAUGUGCUGCAACUUCACAUGCAUGGCACGCUAUUUGGCCACCACCUGGAAGAGCUCUACGAGCAGGGAGCACAACGACUGCGCAGUUGGCAACUGCCAAGCAACUUCAAUGGCACUAUCCAUGCACGUAACGUGUGGCUGAAGGGGCACAUCAAUAAUGUGAGCAUUGCCCAACUGGAGCAGCAGCUGCAGCAACUGGCAGGCAAUAUUAAAUAUGUCGGGGACUUUACCUUUCGCCAUCCUGUCAACAUUAGCGAACUGAGCUUUAGUGGCCCUUUAAAUGGUAUUCAGGCACAGCGUUUUGGACAUUGCUGGUUGGAGACAAGUGGCGAUCAGCAGUUCACAGCAAGGCAGACUGUGGCUGGUGUGGCAAGUGAGCAGAACGUUGUGCUCCAGGGCAGACUGAACAACUACACGUUGGAACAGCUGGUCGGCGAUACUUAUAGAUUGAAUGGCUCGGAGCAACUGCAAGCUGUGAAGUUUGUGAAUCCAAUUGUGCUUUCGCAUUCAAUUAAUGUGAAGCGUGUCAACGGACUACGAAUACCAGAAGACAUGAUGUACACACAAGUUGGAGGCUUCCUGCCAGUUCCCGUCCAGAUUAACGGCAAUCUUGUUGCCUCCUCGCAACUAUGCAACGUGAGCAACCUGAAUGGCUUUCAUCUACCAGCGCUAUCGCGUUAUUUAAGCGGCGAUGCAGCCUUGAAUACGCUGCACGUCGAGCAGGCGCAGUUUGGCGGGAUUCCCCAUUAUGACACGCUGAAUGGUCGACGAUUAAAAAAUGUGUUGAAUGAGAUAUGGCUGGACAACGAACAUGUGGAAUUGAAGGGCGUACAAUUGGACAAUGCCAGCUUUGAGGGACUGUUGGAGUUUGAGGGCACUCUUAAUGGUCUGCAUGUGGAGCAUAUCGGUCAAAAUUAUUUCAGUCGAACGCGCAGUCAGCGCCUCGAUGUGCCACUAAGUUUCGAGCAUGACGUCACUUUUGCACAACCGCUGGCAGUGAAACAAGUACAGCUACUACGUGUCAAAGAUGGCGCACUUGUUGAGGGCAUAGGCAACGGCUCGCUAGAUUUGAAUGAUUUCGUGUCAAACACAUUAAAAACUGCCGGAGUACACAAUAUAACAGGAAAAUGGAAUAUACCUGAUGCGAUAGUGCUGGGUGAUUUGAAUAAUGUGUUAAUAAAUCAAUUAAAUUUAGUCGAUGAUGUUCUGCGUAAUGAUACAAACGAAGUGUCUGUGAUCGGUGCACCCAAAACUGUUGAAACCGCCACCAUCCAACGUCUUUUUGCAACAAAUGCAAGCACUGUUGCCAAAGUCCCCGUUGCAAAGUGGGUCAAUGAUUCUGUGUAUAUAUAUGGAAAUCAUAGCAUAUCUGGUAAAACGAUGAUAUACACACUGAACCUUUAUAAUGAUCUGGAAGCAAGAGGAACUAUUAAUGGCAUUCGCUGGCAAUCAGACGAGCUGCUACUUUGUGAUCAGGCACAGCAAAUAGCAGGCUCAUUGCUGAUAAAUAACUCGCUACCCCAUGACAAUCGAAUACUGAGCAAUAACAUUAAAGAACUCUGGGUAGAUCAGAUCAAUGGACUAAUGGUUGAAGAGCUGCUAAAGAACAAGGCGCAUAAUCGACCCAAUCUGCAUGUUGCUGGUCAACUGAUUUUCACAAAGCCACUUGCCGUUGCAAACUAUGAGCUGGGCGAGAUGGCUGCUAAUGGCAUCAAGUGGAAGCGUGGUGCAAGCUCAAAUGCUGUCGAGGAUUGGCAGCAGCUCGGUCAGCACGUGGAUGCAGUGCAGCAGCGUCUCAAAGAACCAUCGUUUGUGUUGGAGAGCUUUAAGUUGUUGCAACAGAUACCGCUGAAUGCGACCCAAGUGGAGGUAAUCAGCCAGAAUACAUUGGCCAUUUGGCACACAAACAGUAAAGGAGUGCAGCAAGUCGAUAGCUUUGAGUGGCACGAGGCAGAUGGAAGAUUCAGGCAUAAUCCAAUUACAAACUGUCAGCAUAUUUAUUUAAAAACGGAUGCUUGGUAUAUUCUUUGGACCUCAUCACGCGAAAGCGAAACCUGUACAAAGCCAAAUGCAAUAACACAAAAUCGUUGUGCAACACUGAAAACCAAACAAAUGACUAGCACAACAAUAAACACAAAAAUAAUGGCAUGUUUAAUAUGAUUUUGCACAUUUACGCUAAGGGCACCACAGUAACAUCCAUCAAUGGUGCCAAACACUUAACUAUCUCCAAUUGAGUACCAUGCAGCGGGUUGCUCACCACGAAGGGAAAUUCAGCCAUCCCAUAGCAUGCAGCCGCAUAUUCUCCCAGCCGAUUGACGGCAAUCACAGCACCCGAAAAGUCCUUGUGAUGCUUGAGGAUGCGUUGAACGCUUGCCUCCGCCGCCUGUGCCGGAGUUUUGCCACUGCGCAUGGCCUCGACAGCCAGCAAAGUGGGCAGAAAACGCAUCAUAACGUCCCCAUCACCAGUGGCAACUGCAGCUCCUGCUUCGUUGUCCGCAUAGCCGCCUGCACCGGGAAUCGGUGAAUCACCUACACGGCCAGGUAUUUUGAAGCGUGCUCCAUUGGUAGAGGUGCCUACAUGAAUUUGCUGCUGCACAUCGAUUGCAAUCAUGCCGAUGGUGUCGUGAUUCUUGUGACCCAUUUGAAAUUCGGUGCGUGCUCGAUCUUCCUUCCAGCGGGUGGGGGGCGUUGCCUGCGGCUCGUAGGGACCACACGAAAUCCUGGGAUCUGGAUGCACAUCAUGCCAAAAAUUUGGUUGACAAUUGCCAUCCUUCCAAUGCUGCCACAUGAGUUUCGAUUCGGGGGUGACCAAAGUCUCAGGCCGGAAUCCCAUUGACUUGGCAAACUCUGAAGCCGAGUUGCCCACCAGCAACGUAUGGGAGGUGUGCUCCAACACAUGACGCGCCACCUGAAUGGCAUCCUUAAUUCCCUGCAAUCCAGCCACAGCGCCCACAUUCAUUGUAGCCCCAUCCAUGACGAGGGCAUCCAGCGUGGUGUCGCCCAGUUCAUCCGGCGAGCCGCCAUAGCCCACGGUGCCAUCGCAUUGCAGCUGCUCGCACUUGGUGCAGCCUUCGACAACAGCAUUGCGUGUCUGUCCCAAUCCGCCCUCUGAUUGCUGGAGAAUGCGCCAGGCAAAGGCAUUGGCAUCCGUGAAGUUCCAGGUGUUUAUGACCAUGGGCAGCAAUUGGCUCCUUCUGCUGGGUUUUGUUGUCGCAAGCACAACAUAAGUUGGAUUGCUGCUGAAUCCCCAUUUGUGGGCGGGAAUUGCUGUUGAGUUAAAGCUUCUUCUAUAGGUAAAUCCCCGGCCGGAGUAGGAUGAGGAAGCUACUGUUGUGAUAGCUGCCCAGCAGAG
Messenger RNA from Drosophila sulfurigaster albostrigata, 6175 nucleotides. RefSeq lists its product as uncharacterized. The coding region runs from base 1 to 4983 and encodes 1660 amino acids. The record is from RefSeq and is a predicted model, not a curated record. The transcript has 12 exons. Gene Ontology annotation, biological process: signal transduction. NCBI's taxonomy places the organism in Eukaryota, Metazoa, Arthropoda, Insecta, Diptera, Drosophilidae.